This is a messenger RNA of Chara braunii, 1987 nucleotides long. The record is from the annotation of a GenBank genome assembly. Lineage: Eukaryota; Viridiplantae; Streptophyta; Charophyceae; Charales; Characeae.
GCUAAAAGACGAUCAUGGUUGCAGGCGGUCGAAUGGUUUUAUCCCCGCCCCGAUCAUAACCUUCCCGGCGGAACCGUUUCCGAUAUCCCGACUGCUUCUCCUCCCUCUCCCCCGGUGAAUCAAUCGAUCGCAGCUGUUAGAAGCUGAACUUCAUCUGAACCCCGCUUGCCGGCAGUAACCAAUUUGCAUCUUGCCUUGAUGAUCCAUACGGCCACUACCAAGCAGUCCGAAUGGAUGAGUAACUUGAUCCAAAUGCAGGCGGCUCACAUGGAACAGAUGGAACAGAUAAUGAGUCGGCCCAUUAAGCCUAACCCGGCUCCUGCCCGACCUGCCCCUUCAUCAUUUCCGCUCUUACUUGUUCCGCCUGCUCCAGGAUUCGCCCCUCUGUAUCCCCAUCUAGCUAAUCCGGCAGGAAAGAUCGAGUGUUUCAACUGCAAACAGCCCAGGCAUUUUGCCCAAGACUGUCCGCAGCCGAAACGUCAUCAAGCUCCUCCUGCUGCGGCCCCUGUCGCCCUUAAUCAAGGACGACUGGCCGCUGUGAUGGACACGGACCAGGGAGAAGAGCUCGUAGCGUAUGCUCCAGAACAGCCUUCCUCUUUGGUGAUAAUAGCGUCGACCUUAGGAGCUUCUUCCUCUGACGCUGCUGACGUGGUCGAUCCCCUUGAGUAUCUUCACCUUGCCGGAAUGAUCGGAGCGAUCCGAUCGGCCCAAGAUGAUCUCGAAUGGGUCGAUCGCGAGUCCAAUCCUGGACCGCAGUUUCGGACAGGAGAUAUUGAUGAUUACUCGGGCUUGCUCGGGCGAUGGGCAACGGUGCUGCAGAGCAUGGACUUUGACAUUCGUCAUCGAAAGCACAAGAGACACGAAAAUGCGGACGGACUGACACAGCUGCACAGGCGUGAGAAGGUUCCAAAAGGUGAGGAGGUAAUUCUGUGGAACGAACCCGAACAGGAGAUCGGACCUCUGUUCUUUGACAUUCGUCAUCGAAAGCACAAGAGACACGAAAAUGCGGAUGGACUGACACAGCUGCACAGGCGUGAGAAGGUUCCAAAAGUCCCUCUUAUCAAUCUUGGACAUUGGCGAUUGUGGCGCGAAACUUUUGAGGAGUUGUCCUUUUGCUUGGCUAGAGUACAGGUGACGUGGACGGGCACUAGUGAGCAUCCCACGUGGAUCGAGAAUCCGGAGCUGCUGAUCAUACAGGCUUGGAGGACUAACGUGGAAGGAGAUCUUCUUGGCUUUCUCUUCGGAUCGGUACGACCAGGUCGAUGCGACCUAAUUGCGCUGGAGCUUAUCGCAUCGAUCGUGCAAUUGGCAGACGAUCUCUCGCCCGACAUCUAUUUUCAGAGUGACGACAGUCCUGCUCCGAACAUUUUCGAGCGAUCAUUGGAUCCGUACCUUCAGUGGACCACGUGCUUGGAGGAACCUAGGGACGAGGAUACCCUACCAUCGCGGCAGGAGUAUGUGAAGCCGUACGAGAUCAUCCCUCACGCCUUCUAUCCGAGGGAAGACGAAGUGGUGAUCGACGACGACGAAGAAGAAGACGACAAGGACGAGGAAACAUCGGAAGAGGGAAGCUAUAGUGAACAUAGCGAGGGCGAGCUGAGCGAAGGAGAAGAGGAGGAAGAUCCGGGAGCGGCGCGAAAGCGCGAAGAAAUUGCCACCAGGAAGUGCCAGCUGGAGUUCGCCAGCGAAGUUAGCCUGCACGUCGGUAGCGAUCCGACCAGGGAUCCUGAGCCGUCGAAGCCCAAAGAUGGCGACCCUGCAGCCGCCACAUCAAGUACCACGCAACGGAAACGGAGCCGAUCCCCCUCCUCCUCCAGCCCCACCCAUCCCCUAGUUCGCCCACGUACCGAUGCGGGCGAUAGGCAUUCGUCCUCGGAUGCUGUCCCGCCGACCCCGUGACUUCCUCACCCUUGAGCAGAUUCGUACCCCCGUCACCUUCCCUUCCCAUCCUUUCCAUCCCCAUCUCUUCCGCGAUUUCUAUUCUACC